AUGAGACGUUCACCACUACUGUCAGGAGAGGUUGAGAGUCGAACAGAAGUGAUGAGAAGGAAGCUAAGAAACAGAAAGGGGGGGGCCACGCUGGGAUAGUCCCAGGCGCGUGACAAUGUACAUCCCUAAGUCAGCCGCGGGUGAAAUCGCCGGCGCGCCUAAGUCCCCACCGCAAGGGGGCGGGCUAGCGGGCGCGCGCAUGAAUCCGCCGGCGCUGGCGCGCUGAGGCAGUCGCGCGCGUCUAAGUCCCCACCGCCGGGGGCGGGCUAGCAAGUGCGCGCAACGACCGAGGCGCCCCUGUCGAGCUGAGAGUGGACUCUUCACAUAAGGUUCUCCGGCUGCGACGCUCAAUCUACGGUCUCAAGCAGGCCGGUCGCAUCUGGAAUCGUCACAUUGACACAUCACUCAGGAAUCUGGGGUACAAGGCAACAGGCACUGAUCACUGCAUUUACUCUCGCAUUGACGAUCAGCAGCGGCCUCACUAUAUCGCCUUGUAUGUCGACGACCUCCUCAUUGUCAGUCCAGCCCUCGACGAGAUCGAACGUGUCAUCUCCGGCCUUGAACAGCGGUACGGCGUCAAACGACUCGGCCCCGCGGAGUACAUCCUCGGAAUCCAAAUACGCCGCCUGGACGACGGUUCCAUUGCUCUAUCCCAGGAGCGCUACAUCAUGGACGUGCUGUGUGAGGAAUCCACUCUCCGCUCGGCUCAGGACUUAGGCGCGCGGAGCGAACCGGGCGCGGACUUAGGCGCGCGGAGUGAGCCGGGCGCCCCGGCCCAGGACUUAGGCGCGCGAAGCGAGCCUGGGACUUAG
Microbotryum saponariae is the source of this 812-nucleotide messenger RNA. The record is from the annotation of a GenBank genome assembly. NCBI's taxonomy places the organism in Eukaryota, Fungi, Basidiomycota, Microbotryomycetes, Microbotryales, Microbotryaceae.